Molecule: messenger RNA, 2998 nt
Organism: Chara braunii
Lineage: Eukaryota; Viridiplantae; Streptophyta; Charophyceae; Charales; Characeae
Source: the annotation of a GenBank genome assembly
GCGCGUAAGAGAGUUUGCCGAUGCGCCGCUGUAAAUUCACAGGGAGUAUCGAACGAACGAAACCACGUUUGAGCAGCGCGCGUGGGCGUGAGUGUCAGGCGCUUCCGUGCUGUGCGUGUGACGACGGGCGCCUCGAACUGCCCGGCACAGCCCAUACGUCCGUAAGGGCAGCACGGCAGUCUCUGAGCCAUGGGGGAGACGGUGGAAUUACCGAAACGAGAUCUGUACAUCGAUGGAAAGUGGGUGCCCCCGUACACAGGAGGGCGAUAUCCUGUGGUAAAUCCGUCGACGGAGCAGGUCAUUGGUUCGGUUCCUGAAGGUGGAGCUGCGGAUAUCAAUGCAGCCGUUACAGCUGCAUCUGAUGCAUUCUUUUGGAAUGGCGGCAAGGAGUGGUCCUGUGCUCCUUCCGCUGUCCGAGCAAAAUUCCUUCGGGCCAUUGCCUCCAAGGUUCGCGAGAGGAAAUCUGAACUGGCACGGUUGGAGACCCUGGAUUGCGGCAAACCGAUUGAUGAAGCCGAGUGGGACAUGGAUGAUGUUGCUGGCUGCUUCGAGUAUUACGCCAAUCUUGCUGAAGAGCUUGAUAAGCGACAGCAUGUUGACGUCGCCAUCUCUAUGGACACUUUCCGGUCGUAUGUCCGCAAGGAGCCCGUUGGAGUGGUUGCGCUCAUCACCCCCUGGAACUACCCGAUGCUUAUGGCAACGUGGAAAGUUGCACCUGCUCUGGCUGCUGGCUGCACGGUCAUCCUGAAGCCAUCGGAGAAUGCGUCGGUCACGUCUCUAGAAUUGGGAGCUAUUGCGGAAGCAGUUGGUUUGCCCCAUGGCGUUUUAAACAUCGUAACUGGACGAGGCGAUGUGGCAGGUGCAGCGCUCACUGAGCAUCCGAAAAUUGACAAACUCGCGUUCACAGGAGGAGCGCACACGGGGCAAAAGGUGAUGCGGGCGGUAGCAAAAGAGCUUCGCCCAGUCACGUUGGAACUCGGUGGGAAAAGUGCGAUGAUCGUGUUCGACGAUGUCGAUAUCGACAAGACGGUGGAAUGGGCAAUGUUUGGAGCCUUCUGGACAAACGGGCAGAUCUGUAGCGCGACAUCCCGCCUUCUGUUGCACGAGAGCAUAGCGGAACGGUUCAUUUCAAGGCUCGUGGAGUGGACGAAGACCAUCAAGAUCGCAGAUCCCCUUUCGCAAGGCUGUCGAUUGGGACCAGUCGUAAAUGAGGCCCAGUACAAGAAAGUUAUGGGUUACAUUGAUAAGGCUAAAGAGGAGGGUGCAACACUCCUUUGCGGGGGAAAGAGGCCUGCCCAUUUGCCCCAGGGGUAUUAUGUUGAGCCAACUGUCUUUGCAGAUGUCGAGCCCCAUAUGCAGAUCUGGCAGGAAGAGGUUUUCGGGCCCGUGCUAUCCGUGAAAACAUUUGGGACGGAGGACGAGGCCAUCCGGUUGGCGAACGAUUCUAUAUACGGAUUGGCCGCUGCUGUGAUGUCUGGCGAUCAUGAUAGAUGUCGGCGAGUCUCUGAGGCCUUACAGGUGGGAAUCGUGUGGUUAAACUGCUCACAGCCAUGCUUCACAGAAGCUCCUUGGGGAGGCAGAAAGCGCAGCGGAUUUGGACGGGAGUUGGGUGAGUGGGGGCUUGAGAAUUACCUGUCUGUGAAGCAGGUAACCGAAUACACAUCCAAGGAGCCAUGGGGCUGGUACCCGCCUCCCUCAAAACUGUAAGCCGCACUGCGGCAGCUGCUCGACUACACCCUCUGCGCUUGCAUAAGGAGUUUGUGGCUAUGGGGUUGGAGGAUCACCUCUUGAUGAGGCAGGUAACCGCGGACACAUCCAAGGACUUAACAGGACUGCUACCUGCACCCUUUCCCACGCUCGUCUCCCCCUACCACCCCCACGAGAGUCAAUAGCUACGCCCUCUCUGAAGCUGUAGUUGUGUGUGUCAUCGACCGUGCACUGCUAGCAUUUUUCAUGUCUGAGUUCGCUUUGUAAAGAUGAUGUGCAAAUGUACUGUGAUGUACAUAUCGUUUUUUACGGAUUGAUGUUCGUAACUGCUGCGACGUCUAGCAUAAUAACUUCUCUCUGGAAUAUCUAACACUGGUUUUCAAAGGCUUUAGACAGAUGUUGGACUAUUUGGAACAGCUUUGGAAAUUUUGGAACAGAUUUUGAAAGAAUGUGGAACAGAUUUUGGGAAGACAUUUGCCUGCCUUGCUGCUCACCGACAAGGAUGAUCCUCUGCACAAUGUCUGCAACAGACUUUGUGCCUGUGCUAUUGGCACUUGGACUCAACGACCGACCAGGUGCAGAUUAUACGAUUGUCCUCCUUCAUCGUAGAGAUGCAGACAUUCUGGACUUGUUCCAGGCAUUCAGGGGACACGUCUUCCCCAAACAUUUCUUUUUAUAGUUUUUUAUUUUUCAUUUUUCAACUAGUCUUAUGGUCGAGGCUCUAUUGUCCCGACUUCUCAAACUUUGGUAUGCGUUUUCUGCAUAAUUAGUCAAAAAAAGAGAGAGAAAAAAAAAGCCAUCGUGAUUCAGUAACGAUAAUGCUUUUUCACAUUUGAAUUCUCGUCCCUGAUUACGUCCAUCUUCACCCAAAUAGAUUGCCCCAUGGUUGUACCUGUAUUUGACUAAAUGUUGUGCCGAGCGGCGAGCACAGCAUCAAUGACCAGGCGUUCUAUUCGGAUGAAGAUUGUAGUGCGCUUGGAGGCUACGUGAUUGGGAUGUGUUAGUCUGAAGGACUCUGUACAGAGAUGCUCGACGUAUACCUCCGUAUGUUGCUGUUCAGGGAUGCUCGCAUAUGCCUCCGUAAGUCGCUGUCUGUAUCCGUUUCUCUCCGUUUGACUCGAUCGCUUUCCAGUUGACUUUGGUGUCUCUGUUUGUCCCCAUUUGUACUUGUUUGUCUGUGUUUGUCUCCACUUGCCUUUAUUUAUGGCCGUUUGUUUCCGUUCAUCUCUGUCGGCCGCCGGUUGUGUCAGUCUGUCUCCGAUUGUCGGCCCGUUGAGGAGCAUUUUCAUCU